AUGGAUUCCUCAAAUAUCAUCAAGGUUACUGUGAAGACGCUCAAACAGAAGGAGCAGUUUGAGGUUGCUCAGAGCAGCACCAUCCAGGAGUUUAAGAAAGAAGUUGCCAAACGUUUCAAAGCAUCCCCUGAUCUGCUGGUCCUGAUAUUUGCUGGGAAAGUCCUCAAGGAUCAAGACACUUUGAGCCAGCAUGGAGUUCACAGUGGGGUCAACAUCCACGUUGUCAUCAGGUCCCAGCAGAAACCACAGGAUGGCCUGGCAGAUCAAGAAAGAGCGACCGCCCUGAUGCGACCUCCCAGCCGCAGCAAUUCCAACUUAUUCUACUUGGGAAGCACGGGUCAUCUGCAAAACCCAAGCUUAGUCCAUCACAACUUGUCUGAGCUGUUGACCUCCAGCCAGGAAAUAGUGGCACAGACCAUGGAGGACCUCUUGUCCAGGAUCCUCGCUUCAGGCCUGGAUCUGAACACCAUCAACAACAACACAUUUCUGCUGGGCUUCCUCCUUGGGGUGACGGGUGUACUUCUCCUGGGCCUGGACUCCACAGACCUGUUGGACUUGGUGAACAGCAUUCAAGAGGAAGAGGUGCCCCUGCACAGCUUGGUAAGGGAGAUGCAGACUGCCUUGGUGCGGGAUGUCCUCGACAACGCCGACGUUGUCAGGGACCUCCUCAUGUCCAGCCCUCAGAUGCAGCAGCUGGCUGAAGAAAAUCCUGAGAUUUGCCACAUUCUCACCCACCCCCAGACUAUCAGAGAAAUGCUGGAGGCCUCCAGCAGCCCUGCCGUAAUGCAGGAGAUGAUAAGGAACCAUGAUGUGGCCAUGAACAACCUGGAAAGCAUCCCUGGAGGGUUCAGUGCUCUGGAGCAGCUGUACAAGGAGGUUCAGGAGCCCAUCUUGGACGCUGUGCAGAUGGGAAACAGCCCCUUUGCUCCCCAGGACAGUAACCCAGCCCUGACGGGAGCCAGGCUACCAGCCCACACCGAAAACCGGAGGCCAUUACCCAACCCUUGGGCUCCGCGGUCCAACGGGGUCAGUGGUAAUGCAGGGGACUGCGAUGGCCAGUUCACCAUCAGCAGCACAGGUGACAGUUUUACCUCGCUGAGCUUGGGCCCUGCGGCAGGACCGGUGGUGCCCAACUCGGGGCAGGUUCAGACCAUGGUUGAGCAGCUGACAGGAGACCCAGAGCUCAUGCACAGCCUGGGGAGCGCGUUAACAAACCCCGACAGCCCCGCACAAGUGCUGCUGAACAGCGCUGAGAUACCGAGUGAUGGAAAUUCUCCACUUGAAGACCAGCAGGUGCAGCAGCUGCCACCGGAGCUGGAGGAUGCCGAGAUUUCGUCCCUGCUGAGGAACCCGCGGGCGCUGCAGGCGUUGCUGCAGAUCCAGCUGGGAUUGCAGACCCUCUCGACAGAGGUACCGGAUUUUAUACUGAGUUUGCAGGACCCAAGUGUGCAGCUGGAUCUGGAAAGCAUGGACGACUCGUCACAAAGCAGCGAGUCUGAGGAUGGUGGAGAUUUCAAGUCAGAUGGGGAGCAGGGAGAACAUCGGAUGGAGAUGGAUGAGGAGAUGCCACAGGCCAGAUUUGGGAGACAAAUGGAGCAGCUCAGUGCCAUGGGCUUCCAGGACCAGAGCGCAAACUUGGAGGCGCUGAUUGAUGCAGAUGGAGACGUCAGUGCAGCAGUGGAGAUACUGGCGAAAGCACCGUCAUCGGACAAGAUACCGUAA
Columba livia (rock pigeon) is the source of this 1722-nucleotide messenger RNA. RefSeq names its product ubiquilin-1. Gene Ontology annotation, cellular component: cytosol. Gene Ontology annotation, molecular function: polyubiquitin modification-dependent protein binding. The record is from RefSeq and is a predicted model, not a curated record. Gene Ontology annotation, biological process: ubiquitin-dependent protein catabolic process. Bases 1 to 1722 code for a protein of 573 amino acids. Lineage: Eukaryota; Metazoa; Chordata; Aves; Columbiformes; Columbidae. The transcript has a single exon.